AUGAGAAGUUUUGAAGAAGAGGUCCUGUUGAGCCCCUUGGCGGUCGUCCCGGCGGUGGAUGCAAAUACAGGAGUUGCCGGCAUCGGGAGCUCCCCUAACUUCUCCGGAUGGCUUUCCAACUGCCGAGGGUUGUGGUACAACCUCGCCCUGAUUGUGCCUUCGGCACUUUUUGUCGCAUUCCUGGCCUCGCAGGCGAGGAAGAGCCUCACAAAGCUUUCAUAUGGCCGAUCGUACAUCAUGAUCUCGUAUUACGGCCUCCUCUGGGCUGUUAGUUUGUUCAACCUUACGUGGUGCGUCCUCCAGGUAUGCUCCUCCCCCGCCCUCUUUCCCCCUUGAUUUCGAGUUGAAAGCUGUUCAUUCCGUAAAACUAAAUAUUUGUUCAAACUUGUGUGAAUUUCGCGUAAUCUCUCAGAUAUGCUGCCUGAUUAGUCCCAUCGUUAGAUUGGACAGAGACCCUACCUCCGGUUGAUGGAUCAUUUCGCCAUUCCUUUGGUCUGUAUGGAUAGUGAUGUCGGGAAGAUCGUAAUUAGCAAUUCUCUUUGACUGCUACGGAGUUUCUCCGUAUUAGGGCUGUUCCUCUUUUGGAGAAGGUUGUUUCCUUGUGGAGGUCGCCCAUCUUGUCCUUGGAGGUUAGGGCUUGAGGGAAAGUACCGCUUCCAUCUUGUGGAGGAAGCGAUUAGUAGACCAACUUUUGAUCGUGACCAAUAGAAGUGAAUUAAUUUUAAGGGAGGAAGCCAAACUAAAAAAACGCAAUUUCCAGUAAAUUGCUAGGAAGAAGUACCUAUGUUGCGCAAAACUUCAUCCAAUAUGCUCCUUCUAUGAUGAGCAAUUCUGAGCUGGCAGUUUUAGAAGCUUAUCCUGUAAGCUCCAAUCAAUAAUGGGGAUGACAGCAACAUGUACUGAUAACGUAGAAGAUUUGGUGUCUCAUUCUAAAACCAUGCGACGCUUUUCCAAACAAAUCGAUUGACCAAUCUUGAAGUAUCAUCAUGAUCUGUAAUAUCCUAUCAACCGGAUAAUGCUUCUCCAUUGUGUCAUCCGAAGCAUGUUUGUCUAGUGCAUCUACCAUCCUGUAACAUGCCUUCAAAUUAUAAAAAAAUCCAAUACACGGUUCCUAUAUUAUAAAUCCACUUAGCAUGCGCAAGUAAAACAUUUAGACGAUACUGAUGGCCAUAGUUCUUUACUAACAGGUUUGAUCCUGAAAAACUGUUUCAGUGUCAUAAUUGCAUUUGGACAUAUAUCGCAUUGUGGUCUAGAUGUAUUUCAAUGGAGAGUAUUAUCUGUAUUUUUGCUCAUUUUUAAUGCAGGUUGUGUCCCAUUAUUUCCUUAAUUGAGAAAUUUUUGCCUGUAUUUUUUUUUCUUGCGGCAAUCAACAUGUUUCCACAUGUUUGUAUUGAACUUGUCCAAGAUGAUACAUUUGUGCACCAUGUUGCCUCUGAUGGACUGCACAUGUGGAGCUAGCCAAUUUCAAAUUUAGACAACCAUUCUGACAAUCUCAAGUUGAUUUGUCUUUUCUUUGAGAAGGGGCUAAUCAUUUUGCCUUUUAAUUUGUUCUUCAGUUUAUGCCAAAAUUAUUCAAAAUCUUGUAUUAUAUACUUGAUCAUCUUCACCUAUAAGAAUCGUCCAAACUUGAUCGCUUAUUGUUGAUAGAUCAUCAACACACUGCUUUAUUUCUUUACACGUACAGUUGCAAUUAUACUUCUCUACCCUUAGUUACAAGGAUGAAUACUAACACGAACAUAAGAUAUUUGUAAGAGAAGUUCGCUGGUUUUUUCUGGCAUUUAAUCUUUACUUUCUGUAAAUGUUUGUGGAUGUUUCAACAUGAAAAAAAAUGUAUUUAUAAUGAGAGAAGAAUACUGUCAUGUACCUUUUAUCAAAGUGAAAUAUCUGGUGCAGUAUUGGCAAUGUACACCGGGAAGAGAACUGAGUUGGAACCUUUUAACAUUGCUGACAACAUCUGGAUUGCUGUUUCUGGAGAUCAGUCUGGUGGCCUUCCUACUGCAAGGGAAUCAAGCAAGUGGUUUGGAGGCUUUAACACGCACAUUUGCCAUCUCUGGUGUCAUUGUUGCGGUGGAUGUCUUUCUCAAGGUACUUUUAAUAUUUCUCUGUGGCUCUAUUUUUUUUUCUUUUUAUCAUGUUACACACAUUUUACUUGUUCAAGAUACCCAUUGAUACUUUUGUUGAUAUCUCCAAUACCACGCAUGGUACAUUUGUUGGCAUCACAUGUGCAGCAUAUUAAGCUUCUCUAAGUUACUCUGACGAGUUAAUGUGUUCUUUAUUUGACCCGAGAGUUACUUUGAGAAGAAAUGUCAUGUUGAAACAAUUUGAUUGUCUAUGAUUUUUUACUGUGUAGUUUAAAGUUGGUUGAGUCAGAUUGAGUUCUUUUCGCUAGGUUUACGUUCAGGUGAGGUUCAAGAGGUAUUUCGAUGCAAUCAGGCGAGCAGGUACGGUUGAAGCUUGGGUUGGCACCCUCCCUAGUCGGUUUAAUUAGGACCUUCGGUUUUAGCCCAACAAACCCUAGUUCUAGUCCUAUGUUGAAGGCAUGAAUCAUUUAGAUAGAGAAAAUAAGAAAAGAAAGACCCUAACCUCAACUGAGAAAGAGAUACAUGAACUACACAACAAAAGAAAAACUGCGUAGAUUGCAUCGCUGUUCUUUUUUAUUGGACGAGGAUCUGGUAUGUGAAAUACACUGCAAACUAUAUUCAGCGAGGAGUUAAUUCUUCAUACACACGAUGAAGAAAAAACCCCCUCACUGGCGCAUGCUUACUGCUCUACGAUUGUAUUGUGGUACGACUGGAAUCUUCGUCAUAUUGAGCAAAGCCUUCUUCCCAAGGAUCAAAUAAUCCGUUUUUUCCUUGUUUCAAGAUGAGUUUUCCUAAGGUCGACAUAAUCAUUUUAGAAACAGAUGUCCCUGACCUAAUCUGCAACAAGGGAUUGGUGAUUACCCACUCAGUUUAUCAUUGAUUCUUCACCCCGGCAGUUAUCUGGUUCAUGGAAUUGGAAUUUCAGUGAACUUUGUCACUUUUGGGACACAGAAAACCCUUAUCAUACCCACUGAUUAAAUGACAAAACUACGCCGUAAUUUUAGUCGUCUAUAUUGACAAGAAUUCGUUAUCUGGUAGGUCCAUUUAAGGAAAAGGAAGCACACUGAAAAUCACAAUUAAUCCGCUGCAAAGAACACCAGUCAAAACAAAUCCUGAACGAUGCAUUAGUUCUCGCCUUUGUUGUCCCCUGCUAUCUUAUUAUCUUUUUUUAUCUCUAAUGAGAACCACUCCGGAAUCAGUUUAAAGGGAAGCGUUUGAAGACCUUGGCUGGUUUUUUAUCAUACAAGGAAGGAUACAGGAAAAGAGGCAAGAAGACAAAUCUGGCAAGUCCUCUCCGUUUCCUCUUCCAGUAAUCUGGAUGAUUAUAAGUCACGGCCGGUCCUGGUGUCUGUCCUGAUAACUCCAUUCUUGGAUGUUUUCAAGUUUUAGGGAGAGAGGGAGGGAGGUAGAAUGUGUGACGCACUCAGCAUUAGAUUGCCUAUGGACAUAAGAAUUCGGUUUUUUUUUAAUAUUCAUCUCUUUAUCUAAUUAUUUCAGUGGUCUCUUUUUCUUCUACCUUGCCUUUAUAUCUACUAUUUUACCGCAAGGAAACUUAAUUUAUUAUUGAAAUUACAAUUUUUUUCUUUAUCUCAAUUACUUCAGUCACUAUACGUCUUCGGUUUCGGUGUCCCCUUGUUCAUCGACAAUGGCACUGCUGCAAAUCGAGUGAAGUGGGGGUUGUGGGCCAUCCACAAGUUGCUUCUUACAGCUGUUUAUGGCAUCAUCGUGUUCAUGCACCAUUCCAAAUGGAAGGAGAGAUUACCUGGUGACCAUUUUUGCUUACACCCUCUUGUUCUAAUCUUACCCACCAUCUCUUCCGAUGUUCUUCAAUAAUUUAUUUUUAUCUUGCAGCAAGACCAAUGUUCUACAAAUAUAUCGUAUAUAUGUUCUUGUUAAAUGCCGCGGCUCUAUUUGCAUGUGGGCUUUUGGGGAAUGGAGGAGGUUUCAGCUUCUGGUACGCUUUAAUUCAUUUUUCAUAGUAUGUAAUGUGUAGAAAAGUAUAUUUUAUUUAACUUUUCUUUUCUUUUCUUCCAGGUUGUAUAAUCUCUCUAUCAUUUGUUAUCACUCGUUCUAUCCUCCACUUCUAUACAUCACAUUCCUGGCGGACUUUUUUCAGGUAUUCUUCAUCAUCUUCUAUCAUCAGAAUUAGGGCAUCCAGAAUCAUCCAAUCCCCAUUUGGGAAAACUCCAAUCCCUUCAUCUUGCGCUGAAAAUGGGCAAAUUGGGCAAUUUAGACUUGUUCUAGGCUGACCCGGUUCCAGUACAGCCAGCUAGAGUUAUCGCAUAUGUCGGGCUCAAGCAGCCUGAUAUCUAAACCACUGUCAUGGUGGGAUCAGACAUAUUGCCCAAUCCGAUUCAACCCUGUGAAUUGGUCUAUGUGGUUCUUGUCGUCUUAUAUUAGUUGACCAAACGUGGGUGAGAUUUAUUAUCAGAAUUUUUCAUUUUUUUCUUGGUUUUUUUCUUGAUAAAUCAAUAUUAUGAUGAACUCGAUGCUCAUAAAUGAGAUAUACCACCCAAAAUCUAGUUCAAUCCUUCAUGGAUUGGUCUGCAUGGCUGCCGAGUGGGCCUUUUAAAUAAAAAAUAAAAAAAUCGAAUGAACAUGUGUGGGAUUUAUCUGAUUUUGUGGUACUCUCUCGAUUGGUGUUCUUGAUAAUUCCUUAUGAAACAAUUUAAUUAUCGUGCAUCAAUUAUUCAUCGAUCUGGGGGGGCCUUCUUGGUGCAGGAGGAGGAUCUGAACUUGGAGAAUGCGUACUACUCGGAGAUGAAAGAUGCGGGAUUCUUCGAUGCUGACUGGGACUGA
This is a messenger RNA of Spirodela intermedia, 4880 nucleotides long. The record is from the annotation of a GenBank genome assembly. Lineage: Eukaryota; Viridiplantae; Streptophyta; Magnoliopsida; Alismatales; Araceae.